AUGACCGACCUCAGCAAAAGUACAAGUGAGCCUCCAGCACAGGGAGCUGUCUCGAAAAAGCCUGCUCAAAAAGCUCCCCAGUUGACCAUCGAAAAUGUUGCGGAGUUGGGAUUUGAAAAUGAACUGAUUCGUUUUGCGAUCUUUCAUACAUAUGGAUCUAUUUGGGAGGCUGCCAAUGUACUUUUAAGGUUCCGAUCUGAUAAUCCAGCUCAAUGUGAUAUGCAAGGAACCGCCACAUCAAGCAAACGUGUUGAGAAAAGCAACAAUGAGACGAUGCAGAAGUCGUCCACUGUAGAGGAAGCUGUGGAUAGAGGUAAAAGUCAAAGCAAGGAGGUUGCAGAAAAUGCAGUGGGGGCGUCCACCAUUGCGAAUACCGUCGAAGAAGCCAAACCUACGCUACCAUCAAACAAGUCGGCAAGUAUUGUUAGAUCUAGGGAUGCUCCAACUUCAUGUUGGCCGCCGGGUCUUCAGUCUCACCAAAGUAAACGCAAACAACUUGUAUCGUCGUGGAAACGGGAUAUUAAGAGUGCCGCACGCUUACCUGCACAGAACACAACGACGAUUGAGGGGCAGCACAUUCAAGUGAGCAAUAAUAUCCCAGAUAAUGAAACCCAGACGGCCACAGAUUCGACCGAAGGCAAAAGCAAGAUGGACUCAACAACAAUAAAGACAGGAACCAUCAUUGCGAAGCCAACAAACCUGGAAAAGGAUGCUUCUGGUAGCGGUAUCAAGCGCAAGUUGGAAAUUGUUGAAAUUUCCGAUGAUGAUAGCGAUGAUGGUGGAGCCGACUUCGAUAGACAUGACUCGUUCCAGUUGAAGGAAGAGAGUAUUGCUGCAGAAAACAUUGCUGCAUAUGAUGAUUCCACAAAGGUCCCUAACGAUUCUACAAGUGAGCAAGAACCAAACCUUUCACCUCUCGUGAAUGAUGGGGCAUGGCGGACUGAGACGAUAGCAUGGGCAAACGAGCUGUUUCAGAAAUCUAAAUCACAUGUAAAAGUCUCUGGAACGUCAGAUCCUCCACAUCAUGCAACGUGUUUCAAAAGAGGUCUUCAGGAGAAAACAACGCUAGCAGUCAUUCGCAGAAGUCUCUUGGAGCUUGAAAGUAAGGCAUUUCUGGACUUGACAAAAUGCAUUCUAGAGGGAGCGGUGGCAUCUGCGGCAAUAGGGUUUAAUAUGGCUGUGGUCGUCUUGCUUAUUUCAAAUCAUAUGCCACCCAAAGAAGGCAUAUUAGCUCUGGAAGCGAAAUAUUCAUCGGAUGAUAGCUACUUCACGAAAAGCAAGCUUUGUGGUAACGAGGCAUGUAGGCGUCCAUCCCACGUCAUUGGGGAAAGCGAAGAAGCCUCGAGUUCUCGCAGAAUUUGUCAAGAUAGCCGAAAAAGAGUACUUCGAAAUGGUCAAGUCCCGGAAGACAAGUGCAUCAAUGGUGAUAAGCAUUACCCAGAAUGUAUGAGAGACUUGACACUUUCCGAUGAAGCAAGCUACAGAGCAUGUGAAGCUCACAGCUGGAAAGCGUGGCACGAACGGCCUGCAAUCAAGGUGGCGUGCGGUCAAAACAUUGACAAGAAGCGGAAACUAGGAAACAUGUAG
Molecule: messenger RNA, 1587 nt
Organism: Botrytis porri
Lineage: Eukaryota; Fungi; Ascomycota; Leotiomycetes; Helotiales; Sclerotiniaceae
Exons: 5
Coding region: 1-1587 (528 amino acids)
Source: RefSeq, a predicted model, not a curated record